ACCCAUACGUUAUAUACAACACGUAUUAUGGAAGCUGUAGUUUGUAGCAGCGGAUUUUACCCUAUCACAGACUAGCGUGCCCUCUGGAGUCCAACUACAACUCCCAGAGUUCAGCGCGAGGCGGAGCGUGACCUACGUGUGUAGACGCCGUCGUGUAGACGGACCAUGGCGUUGUACGGCUAUGUGUACACCGCUGUGUGUGUGACAGGUUAGCAUCAGAAAAAAAACACCUCCGGACAGACGCGUCUGCGCACUGUUAUCUGCUGUCAGCGGCGGAGGGCUGAGGAAUAAAGAUGGGGUCCAGAAUCAAGGAGAGCCCUGAGUCCACUUUUGAGGUCUAUAUGGAAGUGGACCAUCCAGGCACACAAAGCUCUGGGCCGGAGGUGAGAAGGCAGUUCCCUGAAGACUACACAGAGCAGGAAACUCUACUGACUGUGCCCAAGUUCUGCUUCCCCUUCAGCAUGGACAGCCUCACGGUCAACCAGGUCGGCCAGAACUUCACGUUCGUGUUGACUGACAUUGAGAGCAAACAGCGAUUUGGCUUCUGUCGCCUCUCCUCAGGUGCACACACCUGCUACUGCAUUCUCAGCUACUUGCCCUGGUUUGAAGUCUUCUACAAGCUGCUUAAUAUCCUGGCAGAUUACACCAUCAAAGGCCAGGAAAGCCAAUGGCAAGAGCUCCUGGUGUCACUACAUACGCUCCCUAUCCCCGAGCCUGGAGUUCCUGUUCAUCUGGGUGUGCAUUCCUUCUUCACUGUGCCUGACAUGAGGGAACUCCCCAGCAUACCUGAGAAUAGAAACCUAACAGAGUACUUUGUAGCAGUAGAUGUCAAUAACAUGCUUCAUCUGUACGCUAGUAUGCUUUAUGAGCGCCGAAUCCUCAUCUGCUGUAGCAAACUAAGCACUUUAACAGCAUGUGUCCAUGGGUCUGCAGCCAUGUUGUAUCCAAUGCACUGGCAACAUGUUUACAUUCCUGUCCUGCCUCAACAUCUAUUAGACUACUGCUGUGCUCCAAUGCCCUACCUCAUCGGAGUACAUUCCAGCCUGAUGGAGAAAGUUCGAGGGAUGGCUCUUGAUGAUGUGGUGGUCUUGAAUGUGGACACAAACACCCUGGAAACCCCCUACGAAGACCUCCAGAGCCUGCCCAAUGAUGUGGUUUCAUCUUUAAAAAGCCGUUUAAAGAAGGUUUCGACAACGACGGGAGACGGCGUGGCUCGAGCCUUCCUCAAGAGUCAGGCCGCUCUGUUCGGCAGCUACAGGAACGCUCUGCAGAUCGAGUCGGGCGAACCAAUAACAUUUAACGAGGAAACUUUUGUGAACCAUCGAUCCAGUGGCAUGAGACAGUUCCUCCAGAAUGCUAUUCAACUGCAGCUCUUCAAACAGUUCAUUGACGUUCGUUUGGACUUGUUGAACGCAGGAGAAGGUUUCAGUGACAUCUUUGAGGAAGAGAUCAACAUGGGUGAAUAUGCAGGCAGUGACAGGAACUACCACCAGUGGCUCUUCACUGUGAAGAAAGGGGGCGGGGCCAUCUUCAACACAGUGAGGACCAAGGCAAACCCGGCCAUGAAGACCGUUUACAAGUUUGCUAAGGACCAUGCAAAAAUGGGCAUCAAGGAAGUCAAGAGCCGGCUAAAGCAGAAGGAACAGGCAGAGAAUGGCUUCUCCACAGCAGGUUCGGCAGUCAUCGACGACGACACCACAGCAGGGUUUACCUCCACCAGUACGGUCAGGCAGGAGGGACCACUGCGAACCUGGGACGACCACAGGCCAAUCACUGUGCACUUUGGACAGAUGGGCAGAAAUGAGGCUCGGCCACCGAUGCUGUUAAAGAGACCGAGCAGCAAUGUGAGUCUGGAAAGCAGCGUUGACCACUCUAUCCGUCCUACUCGUCACUACACAGUCUUUCUCUCUGAGGAUUCGUCCGGUGACGAGCUCCAGUACGACGAGGACUCCAUCUCUGGGUUUCCUGACAGCUUUCUCUUCUCCGUCCCUUUUGAGUGGUCACCUCUGCCACAGCCAUAUCGCUCCCUGAAGGAGGCUGAGCUAAUGGAAGGGGACGAUCCUGGUUUCGGGGCAGAAAGUCACACUGCCCCUCCAAGCCCAGUUACUGAGAAGUUCUCCAAUGUCAACCUGCUGGGCGAUAUCUUUGGCUGCCAGGAUGAGCCUGACAACCAACCAAUUACCCUGGCUAAAAGUCUCGAGGACCUGAGGACUCCCAAAGACUCUGAGGAGCUACAAGCCAAGUUCAACUACCAGCGGAUGGACCUGAGUGUCAGUGAACACUCACGAACGCUUCCAGGCCUCAAGCUCUCCAACCCUUACAACAAGCUGUGGAGUAUAGGGCAGGAUGAAGCAACCUUGCCUGUUUGUGUGCCUCCUACCAGUGAUAGACCUCCAUCUGUCCAACUUCCUGUGCUGACCGAGGCCCACUCCCCUAGCCGUGAGAUCUUGGGCUUAGGGCUUGAGCCUUCAGACCCCUCUACUUCCGGCAACAUCACCAUUCCACGUCCCCACGGAAGGAAGACGCCUGAGCUUGGUACUGUCCUUGCACCCCCCCAGGCCCAGUCACGCUCUAAACCAGCAAGAGCUGGUGAGGGAAGGACUACAUCAGGGGGGCAAGAGUUUAGACAAGCCCUGAGCAUGACCACAGAUGGAGACCUGCUGAAGACCUCCAAGGUCACAGAAGACAAUAUAGAUCUGAUAAGCCUUCUAGACCCCCUUAACAGCUCAGCACAGACCAGUUCCACUUCAGUGAGUGAUGGGGGAGAAAUUGGUGUGUCGUCAUCUUCCUGUAAACCAACCCUUCCAACCAGGCCUUACCCACAGGGCUUGCCUCCUUUCCCCCUACAUCCUCACAUAUCAGUUAACCCUUUUUCCCAGUCUCUCCGGCACACCUCUCCUCAGAUGCAUUACUCGCCGACUGUAAGUGGUAAUCCCUUCAGUGCAGUCUACAGGCCUCCAGCAGGCACUUAUUUACACACUCCACCCCAGCCACAGUCUUUUGCCACACUACCGGGGCUCUACAGACAGCAUUCGCCAGGUAGUUCAACUCUGCCACCCAACUAUGGACUGCUCCAGUCAGCCUUCCCCUCCUCAGUUACAUCCGUGUCCCACUCCUCUGCCAGCAAUCACGCCCUUUCCAGUCUGGCAGACUCAACGUCUUUCCCCAGUUCGGCCCCCAACAAAUUGGCAAAGCCGCAUCAUGCCGAGGAAGACGGCAACAAGACUCAGGAUCCUUUUGGCGACCUGCUGACUAUGGCCAAGCCAGCUACGCCCCAAAAAAAGAAGGUGGAAGACCUUCGGAGGAGGUGGGAAACAUUUGACUAAAUCCUGUGAAUAUGCACUGAGUUGCCCCUCUCUGUAACUACUCGAACUUCUCUCAUUACUGGAUCGGGACCUUCUGUUGAACUUAAUGGUGCAUUAGCUCUAAUGAGCACUGGCUCAGUAGAAGAAGAAUAACUUAAACUGAGAUUAAAGAUGCUAUGCUGCCUUUGAAUACUACUUGAGAGUUCUGUUAGAUUAUUCCUAUCCCCAUUGUUAGAUAGCUAGCUAGUUAAAAUUUGUUAGGAAACAUUAGCUCAUAAGGCUUACAUAACUUCCUUUCAUAGCAGACUUAAGUUGCUUUCUUGUCACUGGAAACGAUGAAGGUGGCAACGGCAACUGUAGAGCGCCGAAUCCCUUAAAAUAACACCCGAUAUUACAGUUAUAAUCCUUAAGAUUUUCAUAUCUUAACCAAUAUUUAUUCUGUUGUUUUUAACCAGUCAUUUCAUGUAUAUGGAUUCUACAAUAACCUCUCUACAAAGUAUCUUUCAUUGUUAUACCGCUUUUACCAAUAUGUACCGAUGCACACAGGAUUCAUAGUAAGCUGUACAUUGGACGUGAUGCAGGAGGCAGUGUUGGAUCAUGAGCUCAGUUUAACGUGUCAGAUGAUUGUUUAUUGUCAUCUUUAGUCUUCUUUAUGAAAAUAACGUGACGUAUAGAAUCCUCUCAGUCCACAGUGUAUUUGGUUACAGUGUAAACAGAUACACCAGUUCUUGUUUUUGUGUAUUUGCUGCCCUCAGUAGUCAAUGCACCUCAGUAACUUCAAGUGUCACCAAAACAACCAGGACUGAAAUCAUAAAGACCAUAACUACCUAUAAUACACUUUGUAAGUGAUGUAUUUAUAUAUGAUGAAAACAUUUUUACUGUGAUUUAUUACUUUGGUUACAGACUCAUAUGAUUUUUGUGCAUAUGGAGAACAGCUGUGCAAAUACAUUAGCAGUGAUGCAUUAUUAACUCCGACAGAAGGUCCUGAUCCAUUUGGUGGGAAAUAUGGUGAAACCUCCCCCCCCUCCCUCCACAGACACACAUGCACUCACCAACCCUCCCCAGCUCCCCUCAGCUCUGCUGCUGACCAAUGACAAACAGGAGUGUGGACUGCCUCAUCAGCACACAACACUUGAACUCACCUGUUACCUGUCUGAGGAUUUGUCUUUGCAUAUUUAUGUGUUGUUUCAUCCCCCCCCCCCCCCCCCCCCCCACCGUUACACACAAUGCCGGCCUUGCUUCAAGAUGUUCAGAUGCCAACCGUUCUCGAACCCGCCGCCACUCGCUACUUGCUAACAGCUAAUACAGUUCAUUGCACAACACCCUCCUCAUGUCACCUGCCUUCAAAGCCACCACAUUAGCGUAGUGCUCAGUAUAGAUCAGUAUAGAUUUGUGACUUUUAAAAAAACAGCACGCAGUAUUUCCCGAAAGAGGAUAGAUGACACAUUCACAACAGCCUAUGUCUUAAUGAUGUCAACUUGUACGAUUAGCUUGUAUUAUUACUAGUAGCUAGUCUGCUAUAGUUGAUUAACAUGCUAAUGGCAUUAUGGUACUGUAGCUACAACGUGUGGUGCAUCUCAAACACGCAGUUAGUUCACCUAUUGAUGUUUUUAUAGUAGCUUCAUGCACAGUGCUGUUGUUUUGUUUUUUGGGUUUUUCAGGUUUAUUUUGGCCUUCAUGAUAAAACCCAUCUUUCUCUAGCUCAUCUCACUGGCCUGUGAAAAUGUGUUGCCUCCUACUGUUUUCUAAAAAACCUCCAAGCCUACAAUAGACAUUGUAUUAUCCCUAAAAAUGAUUUUAAAGCAUUUCUGUCUAAUUAAAUAUGUUGGGACUUUUGAAACAUUUCAUUAUAUAUUCUGUUGUUUUAAAGAGUCCUUUUGCCAAUUCUGCUGCUGAUACAUAUAUGCACUCAAAUGAUUUCCUUCUAUUUUUGUUUUUUUUCUUGUUGUUUUUGCCUUUAGUGAAGUAUUAUUUUUGUGUUUGAUGACAAUGAUUGGCUAAUGAAUUCCAGGCUGCUUACACUUGAUUUCAAUUGUGCAUAAAGAGCAAAAAAUCAUUGUUCUCACAAUUUUUUGCCACCAGCGUCUAUUUCAGGGGGGGCAGGAGGGGCGUCCAUGUUGAAUGCCAAAAAAAUCCUAAUCACUUCAAAGUGCUGUCAGGUCUGGUUGCUGCUGUGUGUGUGUGUGUAUGUAUGUGUGUACAGAUGACACUAUAUUUGUUGUAUGACUAAUAAAGCAGUGGUGGCUAGUAUCCUGCUGCACUGCACUGUUUGAAAUACACAUACUUUAUCCUUUAACAUGUCAGAGUAACUUGGUUAUAAUUCCACAUGCAGUCUUUUUUUUUCCAUCUAUUGAUACACAGCAAGAUGUCAGCAACUUUAUAUUUUCAUGACAUUUAACAUGGAUAUUCGUGUUCCCCAUAUGAUGAACUGAUUAUUGAAAUUGGA
Scomber scombrus (Atlantic mackerel) is the source of this 5751-nucleotide messenger RNA. RefSeq names its product DENN/MADD domain containing 1A (gene dennd1a). The transcript is spliced from 23 exons. Gene Ontology annotation, biological process: endocytosis; endocytic recycling. NCBI's taxonomy places the organism in Eukaryota, Metazoa, Chordata, Actinopteri, Scombriformes, Scombridae. Gene Ontology annotation, cellular component: cytosol; clathrin-coated vesicle. The record is from RefSeq and is a predicted model, not a curated record. Bases 294 to 3326 code for a protein of 1010 amino acids. Gene Ontology annotation, molecular function: phosphatidylinositol phosphate binding; guanyl-nucleotide exchange factor activity.